CGCACACAUAUAUACACGCCCUCCACCCCCAUCGCUGCAGUGUCUCAACUGCCUUGGAGCAAACAAGAGAGGAUAUAGAACGCAGCAGACGUUAAUAAGACAGAAAUAGAGGGGAGACAGAGAGAGAUAGAGGAGAAAUGUAAGUGAGUGUGUGUGAAUAUGAGGAAGAUAUGAAGAUGAAACAGCAGGACUAAAGGUGGAUUGCACAGAGCCUUUCUCUCCCUGCAAGGGCUUGUCUGCAGUAUCCUUUGUAAAUGGAUGCUGCCUUGUGAACACGACUUGGAUGCCUUCAGUUGCUGGGGAGAUAUCACACCACAGAAGAAGCUGAAAAUAUUUUAUCAGGAAGAUUAAGCUAAACCGACCUAUAUCUAACUGAGGGUGGAUGUUGCAGAAGCCAAACGAGGGCAACGUACCACGAGAGCCAUGUGGGAGGAGAGUAAGGCAGUUCUGCAAUUCGCACGCAUCGAGCCCUAACAAUUUGUCCAGUGCUAUUCGCUCAACGUUCUCCAGCACUGUUUCCUAGCUGUUCCUCAGGGGCAGCCCCUGCUAUGCACCCCAGCUCUGUUGGCUUCAGCAGGCAGUCCGACCUCAGUGCCAGGCGCUGUGUGGGCAUCCCAAAAGCCUGGGUUCUGACCACACUGGACUUACAGACAGCCCCUGAACAAAAAGAAUCAAAUCCUCCUGAGCCGCUCCUCUGUGUGGUGGCUUUCCUGUCUAGUGUUAAAUUGGGCUGUUGUGAAGACUUGUCUGCCUCUUCACCAGCAAGUUCUUAGCGUUAGUGAAAACCCUCUCCAACUCGUCCACCAGAUCCUUUUAGGUCACCACUUCGUUAUAAUUUGCUUUCCCAUCAAGCAGCAGCACGACUUCCUUUGUGCUCACCACGUGGUGGAGGACCAUGGGAUGCCGUCAGAGCUCGGAGGAGAAGGAAGCGGCGCGGCGCUCCCGGCGAAUCGACCGCCACCUGCGCUCAGAGAGUCAGCGGCAGCGGCGUGAGAUCAAGCUCCUGUUGCUGGGCACCAGCAACUCGGGCAAGAGCACCAUUGUCAAGCAGAUGAAGAUCAUCCACAGUGGAGGCUUCAACCUGGAUGCCUGCAAGGAGUACAAGCCCCUAAUCUUGUACAAUGCCAUCGACUCGCUCACACGCAUCAUCCGUGCCCUCACUACACUCAAGAUCGACUUUAACAAUGCUGAUCGCGCCUACGACGCCGUGCAGCUCUUCGCCCUCACAGGACCGGCUGAGAGCAAAGGGGAGAUCACUCUAGAGCUGCAGGGGGUCAUGAAACGUCUGUGGGGGGACUCAGGGGUACAGGAGUGCUUUCAGCGAUCCAAUGAGUACCACUUAGAGGACAACACUGCCUACUACCUGAAUGACCUGGACCGCAUCUCUGCACUCGAGUUCAUCCCAACCGUCGAGGACAUCCUGCGGUCCCGCGACAUGACCACUGGCAUUGUGGAGAACAAGUUCACCUUCAAGGAGCUUACCUUCAAGAUGGUGGAUGUGGGUGGGCAGCGUUCGGAGAGAAAGAAGUGGAUCCACUGCUUCGAGGGCGUGACUGCAAUCAUUUUCUGUGUCGAGCUAAGUGGCUAUGACCUCAAACUUUACGAGGACAACCAGACGAGCCGCAUGGCCGAGAGCUUGCGCCUGUUCGACUCCAUCUGCAACAACAACUGGUUCACCAACACGUCGCUCAUCCUCUUCCUCAACAAGAAGGACCUGCUGGCAGAGAAGAUCAAACGCAUUCCCCUGACAGUGUGCUUCCCUGACUACAAAGGUCAGAACACCUAUGAGGAGGCGGCUGUCUACGUGCAGCGGCAGUUUGAGGACCUCAACCGCAACAAGGAGACCAAGGAGAUCUAUUCGCACUUCACCUGUGCCACUGACACCAGCAACAUCCAGUUUGUGUUUGACGCUGUGACGGACGUGAUCAUCCAGAACAAUCUCAAGUACAUUGGGCUGUGCUAGGACCUGAUGCCGGGUGGGGGGGUGGUGGUAGUGGUUGUGGUGUCCGGGGGGGUAAAAGCGGGCAACUUGGCAGGAGUUGGCACGCCAUAAGGCUGGAUAAACAAAAGGCAUGCCUGCCAGUUUAUCUCUUGGAAGAGGUGCAACAGAGACCUGCAGAGGAGAGGAGGUAGAGAUGGACAGGGCUGGACCAUGCUGUAGAUUAAUGCGUUUCAGUUGAAACAAAAGAGCUGAUGGGCCACGGUCAAGAUGGGAUUUUUACCCAAUGUGUUUGCACUGAAUAUGAGUAUGCAGAGACACCCAGAAACACACACACACAUACACAAAUGCACACACAUCCUUAUGUUUGCUCACACACAAGAUCUUUGGAUCAACAGUCAAGCACUUGUUUGACAAGGCAUCACUGGAAACGUUAGACAGCGACCCCUACCUGCCUGCCAAACCUGAGGUAGUAGGUCUGUACUGCUGGUUCUUUUCGGUGACUUUUAGUUUAUUUGCCAGUCAAUUAAUGCUGCUUUACAAGAAGAAAUUUGACAAAAUCAAUGUUCUCUUUUGGAUAUUCACCCUAAUAAUGGUAACCAGUGAGUGCACCUGAUGAGACGUGGGGAGAGCCUGUACUUCUGAGAAAAAAAAAAUAUAUAUAUAUGUCAGUAGACAUGAUGUCACAGGGUUUCUGCCUAAAAAGGAAACUGCCACAGUGUAAAGCUGAAGUGAAAUACGUUUUCUACAAAUUAUUUGUGUUUGCCCCCUGGUCGACUCUCUAAUGUUGUCCUUUCCCCCCUCUUUCUUUUAUCGUUUUUUGUGCUUUAAAAAAAAAAAAAGAACAUGUCUCUAAAACCUGCCUUUUAUAGCAAGUCACUGACUGAUAAUACCAGGAGAGUGUUAUGCUCGGUAGAGUCAAAAGUAUUCUUUAUGAUCAUUCCAGUUUCCAGCAAGAGACAACAAAAACAGUGCCAAGAUCAAUUUGUAAAUAAAAACAAGGUCCCACCCAUUACAUUAAUUUUUGUUUUGUUUUUAUGGACAAAUACAUUAAAACAUGCAUGAUUUUGUUACUUUGGGAUACUAAUAUAUUUUAUUUGGGAUUAUGUUCCUCUUUUCUUAGGUUUAAAUAAUAUAUUCCCAAAUAUAUAUAUAUAUAUAAAUAUAUAUAUAAAAGUCAAACACUGUGUACGAUUGUACAGUUGUCAGAGAGGAAUCUAUUGAAAAGAGUUAUAUCAAUAUAAUAACGGUAAAUAUGAUGUAAUGAUGAUGAAAAAGAUGACUGAUGAUGAUGAUGAUAGUGGUGAUUACAAUCACAUUAAUGUCAAGGAAAAUCUCACUACACAGCUAGCAUGAGAGGAGUGGAUCAAAGGAGAACAAGACUGUAGAAAAUAUGAAAACAAAGAAGCAAAUCUUGAAAGUUCAAUCUUCCUUGCAUUAUCUAAGUGAAAAUUGUCAAACAGCCAGUCAGUAUGAUGUGUAAAUAUACUGUAAGGUACACUCUUUGUUCAAACAAAUGAAAAAUAAAGGUUGAGUUGUGAUACUGUGAGAAAGAGAGAGCGAGAGAAAGAGAAGGAGGAACACCCGACUCCACUCCUCCUCUUACCCUUUCUUUUCAGUUUAGAGGGUGGUGAGCAAACAACUCAGCUAAGGGCUUAAGGCUUGACUUUACGUGAUGUCCACUUCAACAAAAGACAAAACUAUUCAAAAAGAAGUAUAAAGAGGACAAUAACUAUGAAUAAAACAACUUAUGCAAAUUUC
Messenger RNA from Gymnodraco acuticeps, 3700 nucleotides. It is a transcript of the gene gnaz, whose product is annotated as guanine nucleotide binding protein (G protein), alpha z polypeptide. The transcript is spliced from 3 exons. Gene Ontology annotation, molecular function: G-protein beta/gamma-subunit complex binding; G protein-coupled receptor binding; GTP binding. Gene Ontology annotation, cellular component: heterotrimeric G-protein complex. The coding region runs from base 896 to 1963 and encodes 355 amino acids. Lineage: Eukaryota; Metazoa; Chordata; Actinopteri; Perciformes; Bathydraconidae. The record is from RefSeq and is a predicted model, not a curated record. Gene Ontology annotation, biological process: adenylate cyclase-modulating G protein-coupled receptor signaling pathway.